AGCGAGACUUAUUUAAAUGAUUUACACCCCGGUAAAGGUCUAGAUUAUUUAACAGGAAGACUUGUCUCGCCGGCAAGAACAUGAUGAUCUUGAUGCUCCUGGGGGCGGUUCGUCUGGGACAUGUGCAAAGUGGUCAUCAGCUGCGUACGUGUUCACCUAAAUUGUAUCUUCCUAUUUUAAAGUUUUAACACUAAUGGCGUCAUUAUAUUGUGUAGGUUAUUAUAUAAGCAUAUUGUGUAGAUUAUUAUAUAAUUAUAUUGGGUUGCAGUGUGUUCAUCGUUCCAUUGCAAUGUGUAUAUUAUUGUAUAACUAUAUGAAGUAGUUGUGUCAUAGCAUAUUGCAGCUAUGUACAUUAAUGUUGUCAUUAUAUAGUACAAUUGUGCAUAUUAAUGUUGUCAUAUAGUGCAGUUGUUUUCAUUAUCUUCAUCAUAUUAAUUAUAAGAGAGUCGACUACGGCUUUGUUUUAAGUCAAAGGGUCUCUCAUUCGCGGCCUGCAAGAAAAUAUUUUGCUGCCCGCUACAUGAAGCACGUUUUCCCCAUCUCAUAUCUAUAAUGUGACCCUCCAUGGCGGUUUCAGUCGAAUCUCGGCGACUACUCUUCUAAUUCUGAAUUUUAUUAUGUUUUUUUUAAAUAAAUUUAGACGUUGAUUAUAAUGUAAAACCCGUUUUAAAUAGGACUCAAUUUUUUAUUUUACAGCAUUUUAUAAAAAAAACAUGGCCAAAGUGCGGUUUUGUGAAAAAUUUAAUAAGUAAAUUUUUAAGGUAAUAACCAUAAUUGUGUACAUCGUAACAAUCUAACACAGUAUCGAAGAAUCCCUAUUAAAUUGCCACUAGUAUUAAUGAGUGAGAGAAAUUCCAAGCUUGACAGCUUGUUCACUUUCAAAAUAAGGUUUUACCAUUAAAAAAAUGAAAAUUCAUUCUCCAUACAAAAGCAUCUUCCUUGGCAUCAAUAACUCAUAAAUAUUGUCUGCUUUUGCUUACUGUUUGAACACGUUUUAGCAUUUUAAGCCUUCAUGUGAAGGAUGUGGUGGUUGUUCCUGUACCAAGUGAUCCCAAAUGGAUUAUGGACUUUUUUUGUUGACAUUGCACUAGAGCUGAAUUCACUCAACAAGAAGUUACAAGACUAGCGGUGGCUUGUCAGUGUUGCCAAAGACAAUGUCAGUGCAUUCUGAACAAAACGUUUGUUAUGGCUCUUAGAGAAACCUCUGCCAUUUCCAAAUAUGCAAUGCAAAGUAGGCUACUCAUGGACUCGGGCACAACAUUUAGUAGUAAGUCUACUGAUGCCAUUGCAAAGCUACAAGAAGAAUUUGAUCACAUUUCUUUAGACUUCAACAGACACAGAGUGACUUUUCAACAUUUUGCUGACACUUUCUCCUUUAAUGUGGAAGAUUACCCCACCGCCACCCCCACCUCUUUGUUUUUUAUUGCGCUUCAGAUGGAGCUGGUUGAGCUUCAGUGCAAUUCUAAGUUCGGUGAGGGGAAUAGAAAAACAGACAAGAAUUUAUAAUUUAUGAGAACAUUGCCCUUCACCAUCCCUGACAUUUCCAGGAUGUUCAAGCGGAUCAUAUGACUUUUUGGGAAUACCUGUAUGCGUAAAAAGCUCUCUUACGCUAUGAACUUUAACAAGUCGAAUUUCAAUACCAAAACUAUGAAUGAGCAUCUUCAAGCUAUACUGAGGGUCUCAGUUGCUUCCUCACAGAAACUAAAUUUUGCUCAGCUGAUUUAGAAGAAGCGCUGCCAGGUCUCUGGCAACAAGAAGUAGGAAGAAGAAAUUGAAGCCUAGAUUUUGAGAACCCUAAAGUUUUUUUUUUUUUUUUUUUUUUUUUUUUUUAUUUAAUUAAGUUGAAAAGUUUUAAAAUAUUUCUUUUGGGAUCCCUAAAUUUUUUUUUUUUUUUUUUUUUUUUUUUUUGUAAUUAAUGAAGGUUGAGAAGAUUUAACAGUUGCACUUUGCAUUUACCCUUCAUUGAAUUUGUAAUCGCUCAUUUAUUUCCUUGUUUUGUUUUGUUGGUUUUGUGUCGAUUUUUUUUGGCACUACAAUCCUUUUACAAAUAAAAAGUACCUAUAUUUAGCGAUUAUAAAAUGCCGCACUUUUGAUCUGCAGCUCCUCCUGAGGCCUGCCGUUACGAGAAUGACACUUCUGCAUGCGUGACGUGCAAUCUUGUAUGUGACCCGGUCAACACGCCGACCUGUCUACCUCCACCAUGUGCACAACCACCUUCAAAUUGUCAUUAUAAAUUAGACGAAAAUGGUUGUAUGGCAUGCGAUCUUGUAUGUGAUGCCCCCCUGAUGACUACAUGCGCAACGCCACCACCACGAGCCCAACAUCACGAGAAUAGCCAUCAAGAGCAAGACGAAAAUGGGUGUAUGGCAUGCAAUAUUGUAUGUGACGCCCCCAUGAUGACUACAUGCCCAACCCCAGCACCAUGUGCUCAACGCUCUGAGAUUUGCCAUCACGAGCCGAACGAACAUGUACGUAUGUCAUGCAAUCUGGCAUGUGACGCCCCCGUUAGGAUGUCAUGCCCACCCGCACCAUCAUGUGCACCGCCAACCGAAAAUUGCUACUACGAAUUGGACGACAACGGUUGCUUGACAUGCAAUCUCGUGUGUGACCAUUACAAUUCGACAAACUGUGUCCCACAACCAUGCGCCUAGCCACCCGACCAUAGCCAUUUGGUACAUGGCGAACACGGGUGUUUGACAUGGGAAUACGUAUGUGACGUCCUCACGAGUACGUGCCCACAGACACCACGGUGUGUUGGCCCGACAGAUGUCUGUCACUACACCAACGAUGAGAGCGGUGCCCGAUAUGCUCUCCUGAAUGUGAUCAGAAUAACUAGCUGCCCGCAUGUUCGUGAUUCUUAUUGUCUGUGUCGGUGAGGCUGUUGUUGUUUUGUUGUUUGUUUGUUUUAGUUAAUCGGUGCAUAAUACAAUAGCAAGGUCUCCCAGUAAUACAUUGAAAACGUUUUCUGAAAAGUGUU
Messenger RNA from Lymnaea stagnalis (great pond snail), 2977 nucleotides. The record is from the annotation of a GenBank genome assembly. Lineage: Eukaryota; Metazoa; Mollusca; Gastropoda; Lymnaeidae.